AUGUCGAUAAAAGGCUCAGACAACUACAGAAAGACGGAUUCUAGCCGUCAGUCAUCAGUGGAACGGUAUGCCUUUGGUUACACAAAUGAGCUUCAAAAUCAGGAAUGCUCAAUAUCACAAGCCAAAAGGCUACGUGAACGACUUCAACGACAACAGUCUGGACAGUCAGGACGUAAAUAUACUGGCGAAAGUAGCGAGUGUUCCUCGUUAGUUGGCACUCCUACUGAAAGUGGAAGAUCUUUUACCUUUGUUUCACCAACACAAAAGACACUGAAAGAUGAACGAAAUCCGUCGAUUAGUCAAAACCUCUCUGAACUGAUGCUAGAUGUUAGUGAUCUCAUUGCCAGUUAUGAUACAAGUUUAUUCUGCUCACCAAAUUUGUAUAAUUUUUGCCUGAAACUGCAGUUGAAUAAACAGAAUAAAAAGAGAUCUGUUAUUUUCAGUAAAUCAAGUGUGUGCGUGAGAGAAUUCUUGAACAAAAUAGCCAUACACUUUGAUGAUCUCUUUCUUGUCGAACGAACUUUGGCCAUGUAUUCCAACAAGCAACCCCUACUGUCGUCAUCACCAAGUGUUGGCAGUACCAAUACGUUAAGUGAUCUUACUCAAAAACGACAUCAUAGCCAACGGCGUUCUAACACAUCAUCGACUCUGUCGAUACAUUCGUCUGGAAAAUCAACAUGCGCCGUUUUAAAUACCCUACAUAUGGCUAUUGCACAUAAAAAAUACGAAAUUGCUCAACGGCUUCUUGAAUGGGGUUUUGAUCCAAACGCAUUAGCUAUGUGCCAUUGUAAAGGUGGUUGUACAGCUACUGGUAAUAUACCACUGAUGUCAAUUACAACAAGCAGAGCUCCAUCAGUUACGCCAGAACUAUGUACAGUAUGUGCUCAAUUACGGGUAGUUUCAAUUAUCAAUCAAACGCCGCUGGCAAUCGCUGUUCGAGCUCAAAGUGCUGAAAUUAUUGCACUAUUGACUGCAUAUGGUGCUGAUCCAAAUCUUUCCGACGAAGAAGGCAACACACCGCUUAUGAUUGCAGUUCGAGAAUGUCCGUCCAGCAUUAACAUUCUUUACGCACUAGUUUUUUUUGGAUCUCAGAUAGAGUUAAAAAAUGUUCGCGGUACCAGUCCAUUGGAUCUUUCACCGGAACUUCGGAAAGUACAAGCAAGGUGUAUUGAAGAUCUUUUCUCAAAAGCAUGCUGUGUCGGUAUGAAAAGUGAAUGUAAGGAAGAUUCGCGUCGUCUAGCCCAAAAAACGUCAACUCCGCUAAAAAAUAUUCUUGUAAAAAAUCUUUCAACUACACCGUCUGUCAGUGCAACAUCGUUGAUUGAUGCUGCGUUGGUGAGAGACAGAAGUUUGAAGAGAAAGUCGCAAAGUUCCACCCAGUUAUACAAGAAACAAAUUCCUGUCAGAGAAGAAGAAAGAAAUGGCAAUGACGACGCCGUCUGGCCAAGUGCAUGGGAAAGAGCUUGGAUAUUGCUAAAAAAAAUGGCCGUUAAUCCCGAAUGUCUUGAAGUCAUAAGGGUGAUGAUGCAAAAAUAUGUUGGAGACAUGGAAGUAAGCCCUUUCAUCCCCGACAGAGAUGCAUUUGAUGGCCACUUGGGCGGCUUACUUCAUCGUAUGCUUCAGACAUCAAUCGCUGAAUAUCAGUCUGCAACUCCAACUUACCGUGAAGCAAAAAAACUGCAUCUUCUUGACAUUCUUUCUUCACUGGCAAAAUUUUGCUUUCAAUACUUGCAAAAAGAAGGCACAUGUCGUCAGUUUGCAGCAUUGAACACUUUAAACAAAGUAACCAAUCAACUUGUACAUGCUUCCUAUAUAGCCAGAAAAAAGACGACAUUUUGCAGAACUGUUGUCUUUCAGAUCAUUGAUGCCGGACUGGUGCACGAACUGUUUGUAUUUCCAGAUAUCACUUUUUAUUCAUCUCGUUUUCUGAAGAAAAAUUCAACCUACGAAGAUGAAUUUUCGGAAGUUAAUUCACUUUGCGAUUCUCUGCAACCGAGCGAUGAUCAAAAGUCCACGGUUGAUCAUGUUUUUUUUUAUUCAUGCGAAAAAAAUGGGCACGAUUUUCCUGGACUUUUUCAACGUCAUCCUACCAGAAAAUUGGAUCUUAUUGACGUUUUUGCAAGUGCACAACCCAGCCAGAGUAAUUUCAAAAUAUCUGCAUUCCAAAACUGCUUGGCUGUUUUAGUCGUGGCCUUUUUAUGCAAUGCGCUGACAGUAGAACGGCGUGAAGCCGGUAUGCGUCCAAUAUGUAGUCCAGCUCAUCGAUGGCGCCAGUGUUGGAAACAUUGUACCCAAGUACUGAUAGCCAGACUUAUGUUGUUCUUAAGCCAUAUAACGUCAUUCAGAGCUGGAAUGUCGUGUGAGGAACAGUUGAGUCCUUUAGCAAAACUGCUGGAUCCAACGCUUGACCCGCAACUUCUCUGCCUACUUCUCCAAACGUUGGCCUUGUUAGCACUUGACCCAGCUACGCACAAAUUAUUUGUCGAACUAGAUAUUGACGACAAAUUAGUUCAGCUCAUUCUACCAGCAGAUGACUGUCGAACCACUAAACAGUAUCACACAAAUCAUAGCACUUGUUACGGUCGUUAUGUGAAAUACCACGCUGCAAGAAUUCUUGUAUAUGUUGGGAUGGGAGAUCGUGUGAGCAAUCGUGUUAGCAUUUUUCACUUUUCAGGCUCUGAAUGUAGCAUUGGUAGACACACGAUCCAACCCGACGAGGAUGACUGCAUAUGUCAAACAUGUUCGACGCCGAAUACCUUAGACAGAUUAGACAAAAGGUCAAUUUCGGUGGAACAAGUGCUGCUAGAAAUUUUGGAAGAGCUGGACAAAAAAUUGCAACAUAAAGCCUCUGUGGAUCCAAUUACAGAAGAGACGUCAAAUGUUGUUGCUACAACGUCGGAUGGGACGAAGGAAACAGAGAAGGAAGAGGCAGAGAAACGGUCGCAGUGGGAUGAGCAUUCAGACGACUCAAGCGUUAUUUUAGAAAAUUUAAGAGAACAUCUUUGCAAAAUUUCUAUUAUCGUUGAUCCUAUGUUGAUUCUUAGACUACUACUGCACAAACUGAUUUGGGACCUUAGCGUAGUGAAAAAAAAAGUAGCAGUCAUUGAUUCUCUGAAAGUUGGUAUGUCGAGAAUACGGUACAGCGCCAGCUUAGGAGCAAACAUAAGCAAAGCUGGCAAGAGCGAAAAACGAUAUGGAAAAGACGAGAAUUACUUGACAGUAGGUCGAUGUAGUUCCAGAUCGUCUCGGCGUGUCAAAAUACGCAGAACUAGUUCACUGGAUCUUCCAGAAACCAACAGGUUUAGCAGCUUUAUCAGAACGAAAGAAAGAAGAAAAAGACUUGGGACUGAUACUUCAAGUAGUUCAAAGUGUUCAAGGAAAACUGGUUCUAGCGUUUCAAAGCACUUUCCAAAAUACAUUAAGACACUACUUCGCAAACGUACCGUUACCGAUCCAGUUCGCAAACAUCCUCCAAGAGAUUCUAGCGUAGACAGUAACACGAGCGAGUCGGAGAUCCUAGAGUUUGCGCGAAAAUUACAAAAUUAUCCACUGACUAGAAGAGAGGCCUUGAGGCAGGCGAUGAUGCAAAGCGGUGAACAGGACUCCUUUAGCGAUAAACCCAAACCGACCUGCAACUUUUUGCCUGAACUUGAGGUUCAAGCCGCAUCACCACCACGGUCUCCUCUACUGUUAAAUCCAAAUUCUAUGGAAGAAAACAACAGUAGCAGUUUAGUGCCUAAUCUCUUAGGAGAAAGAAGGCCAUCAUCACCGCAAGCCAUUCCCGGAUUACCACUUAUUGAAAUUCGAAGGCCGUCAGCACUAUCACAGAUUGAGUUUGAUUAUUUCAUCAAUUCACCAGAGAUGACAUGCAGUGACGUCUCUGACUGCUCUCCUUUAUUGCUUACCAAUGGUGUACAGAUGUCGCGUAAAUCUUCAGACGAAAGCUCAAUUGGUGGUUGGAGUUCACGUGCUUCGUCAGUUAUGAGCCAAAGGUCUUCUCGUUCAAGUGCAUGUAUGCGAUUAUCGACAUCAUAUUCCAGAAGAACAAGCAAGGCAAGCAUAACGUCAGAUAAUUCCGGUCUGUUUCUUUUCCGGUUUGCCGUGCGUAAACGGGCUUCAACUGUUGGAACUAGAAUUCCAAUUCCACGUCGUGCUUUGAGCCCUUUGUCACGUAGUUCGGCCAGCGACAGCUUAAGGGUUUCAGGUCGAGAGAGCCCUUUAUUUCCUGUGAUAAGUGAAAUGAAUCCCGAUUUUCACUGUGUGCGUCAGCUGGUCGUCGAUCUGUUGGGACUGUAUUCGAACAAAAGACCAAACAUUGUUUCCGCAGUUGAAGAGUGUGCAGAAGUGAUGCGACAAAUACUGAGCUCGCCACAACAUCCAAAGAUCAAAAGUUGGUACGUGAAAUUUGUCAGCUUUUGUACGUCCACUUUAGUGAGUCAUUUGUUAAAGCGAUAUGGGGAAAAUUUCUUCGCUGCUGGAGCAAUGCAAUGUAAUCCAAUGCAAAGCACAGACAUUCAGUACGGUUACGACGGUCUACUCAUAUAA
This is a messenger RNA of Enterobius vermicularis (human pinworm), 4545 nucleotides long. The record is from the annotation of a GenBank genome assembly. Lineage: Eukaryota; Metazoa; Nematoda; Chromadorea; Rhabditida; Oxyuridae.